GCAAAAUUGAGUGGUUGAAUGCGGCUGAGCAGCGUUGAAUUUCAGAGAUACGAUUAUACGAGAGAUGAUUUGUGGGAGAUUGUCAGCGCAUUGCUGAGUGAGCAUAACUGCAGCCUGACAGCCUGAGGUAUCAACACUCUUUGAAAUCCCGACGUCAUUCAGCUCCGCCAAUAAUUGUCUUCUCCUCUUAUCCAUCGGCCUUCGUUCGGACUCCUUCAAUCCAUUUUCUGGUAUUACAACCCACGAAUCUCUCGUUUGAUCCACGAUUCUUACCUUCAAUUGCUCUCAAUGCUCCCUCUAUCCCCCUCCCGUUCAUGAUUGCUUUUUCCUCUCGACCUCGAAUGAAAACAAUUCCUAUGAGCCGCUCAACCAUCUACCCGCUGACAUCUCCUGACUGAGACUGCUCGUCUCCUCUCCUCUCUCCUCUCCAUUCCUCCAACCUCAAACGUCCCAAAACCCACAAUGACCCGACCACGAUGGAUCCUCCACCUCCAAGCCUCUUUCUUCCGCAGCCUCAUGUCCAUCGGCAUGUUUCUCCACCGCCGCGCCUCCCCCUCCCCUCCUUCCCCUACCUUCACCCGCUCCCUCAACACCACCGUCUCCCCCCACCCCGGCCGUGUAAAGCUCCACUUCUACGCACCCAAAGGCUACGACGCCCACAUCAAACCUCAUCAGCGCCGCAGAAGGAGCGUCGUAAAGCGCCACCUGUACCCCGUCGUCGUCAACUUUCAUGGAGGCGGGUUCACCCUCGGUCAUCCGACGGACGAUGCGCGGUGGGCGGCGUAUGUGAUGAGCAGGGUCGGUGCAGUCGUCGUGUCGGUGGACUAUCGGCUCGCGCCGAAAUGUCCGUUUCCGACAGCAGUGGAGGAUGGGGUGGAUGCGAUGUUGUGGCUGGCGGACCAUGCGACGGAGUUGGAUCUGGAUAUCGAUCGGAUGGCGAUCAGCGGGUUUAGUAGUGGGGGGAAUAUGUGCUUUACCGUGCCGUUGAUGUUGCAGGAAUGUCUGCUCUACCGCGCGGUCUCUCGUCGCACUGCGGCAUUGUCGACAUUGGAGCUCGAGAAUGGGGAAAAUGUCAAGGUUGUCGAUACGAUUGAUGCGCCGACGGAUACCGAAAACUCAAUCGUCGACCCUCCGACCAACACCACAACAUCGAUGCUCAACCCCCCGACCAACCCCUCCCCCUCCACCUCCACCUCCUCCAUUGCCAAAGACCCCACCAAAAUCAUCAUCACUUCCCCCCUUGAACUCAACAUCCGCGGCGUCGUCGCCUUCUACCCCCCCGUCGACUACACCCAAUCCCGUGCCGCCCGCCGCGCCACCUGCAUCCGCCACGACCAGCACCUCCCUGCCCUCUUCACCAACCUCUUUGAUCGCUCUUACCUUUACCCCCCGACCCUCAACAAGGCCAACGCUUACCUCUCGCCCGCGCGUGCGUCCGACGACAUGCUCGCCGCGCUUCCGGAGGAAAUCGUCAUCGUGGCAGCUGAGUGGGAUAUGUUGGUGAAGGAGACGGAGAAGUUUCGGGACCGGUUGGCGGGGGAGGGGGGGUUGGGGAAGAAGGUGAAGUAUUGGUGUGUCCCUGGCGUGCCGCAUGCGUGGGAUAAGGCGCCGAAUCCGUUUAGGGAGACACCGGGGUUGGCCGAGUGGUAUGGGAGGUCGUGUGAUGAGUUAAAGAGGAUUUUGGAAUGAAGACGGGCACGGGAUCGUCGAUGAGAUGGUUUGUCUAUUUAAGUCUUUGAGCGUUUUCGGAGUUGACGGAGGAGGGUAUGAUCUGGUUCAUACCAGAUUCGGUAAAAAGGAUUUAUAUUGUUUAGGAGUGUUGUGAAAAUGAUGUUGCAUGACUAUUAUAGACGCAUAUCAUGGAUUUUGGAGAUAGAGGAUGAAGAUAUGCUCACGAGGAAUAUAAAUCCCAUUAUUAUCAAUGCUGCCAUCUGACUAGAU
This is a messenger RNA of Eremomyces bilateralis CBS 781.70, 1941 nucleotides long. Its product is annotated as alpha/beta-hydrolase. The record is from RefSeq and is a predicted model, not a curated record. Gene Ontology annotation, molecular function: hydrolase activity. NCBI's taxonomy places the organism in Eukaryota, Fungi, Ascomycota, Dothideomycetes, Eremomycetales, Eremomycetaceae. The transcript has a single exon. The coding region runs from base 463 to 1689 and encodes 408 amino acids.